AUGACAAGACUUCAGAGCGUCAGGACUCCUGCUUUCAAAUUCUCAUGCUGUCCACUGAGUCAACUUGAAGGUCAGAGUCCAGCUUUAAGGUCACAGAGUCCAACGAAAGGUCACGAGUCAACCCGAAAGGUCAGGGAGUCCAGCUUGAAAGGUCAGGAGUCCAGCUUUAAAGGUCACGAGUCCAGCUUGAAAGGUCACGAGUCCAGCUUGAAAGGUCAGGAGUCCAGCUUGAAAGGUCAGGAGUCCAGAUUAAAGAGUCAGCUUAAUAUUUGUGUCAACAACCCCGGCACUGUCAACAACCUCGGCACUGUCAACAACCCCAGCACUGUCAACAACCUCGGCAACAACCCCGGCACUGUCAACAACCCCAGCGCUGUCAACAACCCCGGCAUUGUCAACAACCCCACUAAUCUCAACAACCUCGGCACUGUCAACAACCUCGGCACUGUCAACAACCCCAGCACUGUCAACAACCCCGGCACUGUCAACCUCGGCACUGUCAACAACCCCAGCACUGUCAACAACCCCAGCACUGUCAACAACCCAGGCACUGUCAAUAACCUCGGCACUGUCAACAACCCCGACACUGUCAACAACCCCGGCACUGUCAACAACCCAGGCACUGUCAAUAACCUCGGCACUGUCAACAACCCCGACACUCACUGGCAACAACACAACAACCUCGGCACUGUCAACAACCUCGGCACUGUCAACAACCCCGGCACUGUCAACAACCCUAGCACUGGCAACAACCUCGGCACUCAACAACCCCAGCACUGUCAACAACCCCCAGCACUGUCAACAACCCCAGCACUGUCAACAACCCCGGCACUGUCACCAACCCUCGGCACUGUCAACAACCUCAGCACUGUCAACAAUCCCGGCACUGUCAACAACCCCAGCACUGUCAACAACCCAAGCACUGUCAACAACAACAACCCCGGCACUGUCAACAACCCCAGCACCGUCAACAACCCCGGCACUGUCAACAACCCCAGCACUGUCAACAACCUCGGCACUGUCAACAACCUCGGCACUGUCAACAACCCCAGCACUGUCAACAACCCCAGCACUGUCAACAACCUCGGCACUGUCAACAACCUCGGCACUGUCAACAACCCCAGCACUGUCAACAACCCCAGCACUGUCAACAACCCAGCACUCAACAACCCGGCACUGUCAACAACCCAGCACUGUCAACAACCCCAGCACUGUCAACAACCCCAGCACUGUCAACAACCCCAGCACUGUCAACAACCCCAGCACUGUCAACAACCCCGGCACUGUCAACAACCCCAGCACUGUCAACAACCCCGGCACUGUCAACAAUCUCGGCACUGUCAACAACCCGGCACUGUCAACACCGGGUACUAUCAACACAAAUCAAGUAACAACAAUAACAAAACAAAUAACAAGAAUAGCAACACAAGUAGCAACAACAAUAACACAAAUAACAACAACAACACAGACACCAUACCCCAUCAAUAA
Messenger RNA from Homarus americanus (American lobster), 1488 nucleotides. RefSeq lists its product as uncharacterized. The record is from RefSeq and is a predicted model, not a curated record. The transcript is spliced from 4 exons. NCBI's taxonomy places the organism in Eukaryota, Metazoa, Arthropoda, Malacostraca, Decapoda, Nephropidae. Bases 1 to 1488 code for a protein of 495 amino acids.